CCAUGGUUCAAAUGUGUAUACAUAGCUAUCAGGCCGUUUAGUUGUAAACAAGCGUGGUGAAAGACAUGAUGGUGUACCUCAAGGCUCUAGUCUUGGGCCUCUGCCUUCAAACUUUAUGUAUUCAUGCCAARCCGCCUGUAUCAAAGAAAGCUGGGAAAUCUMCGGCUAAAGGACCGGUAAAAUUACCAACAAAAUCWCCUAAUAUACACUCGGCUCCUGCCAAAGCAGCUCUGAAYAUCAUGAAAGCAAAGACGAUAAAGACGAAGACUUCAAAGCCUAAAGAAGUUGAACAUGACAAAUUUACAACAMCCAARCCAGAGGUAAUCCAYGAAGUUCAAGACCGUGAAAUUCACGAGAGAAACGCGAGUUUUAARCACCAUAAUUACGAGGAAAUGACUUGGYURCUGAAAGAGUUYGCYCGUAAGCAUAAGGAYAUCGCAAAGYUAUAUGACAUUGGGAAAUCCGUGCAAAAUMGAAAGCURUGGGUCAUGGAAAUCUCUGAUAACCCUGGCGAACAUGAACCAACRGAGCCAGAAGUCAAACUAGUGGCUAAUAUCCAUGGUAACGAGGUGAUCGGYAAAGAAAUGGCCUUACAUCUWAUACGAUAUUUAUGCCACAAYUACAAAGCGAACCAACGRGUAACCAAGCUWAUAAACUCCACAAGGAUUCAUAUUUUACCGAGCAUGAAYCCUGAUGGAUACGARAAAGCCGCYUCGAGUGACGACCAUACCGUCGGCAGYAARAAUGCUAACGGAAUUGAUCUGAAUCGUAACUUUCCUGACCAGUUUUUCCCGAGUACCACAGGAAGACCACAGCCGGAAACUAAAGCUAUUAUGCAAUGGACCCAGUCUAUUCCAUUUAUCCUCUCGGCCAGUUUACAUAGCGGUGCCCUWGUAGCUAGUUAUCCUUAUGAUGAUAAUCCAUCGGGRCAGAAUCAAUAUAGUGCAACACCAGAYGACGAUGUGUUCCGCCAGCUCGCCAGAGCGUACAGCGAGGCGCACCCAUCUAUGCAUCUUGCUAACGCUCCAUGGAAGUGCACAGAYAAACAGAGAGAGCAYUUCAUUGAUGGUAUCACUAAYGGCGCCGAUUGGUUUAGUAUCUCAGGCGGUAUGCAGGAUUUUAACUAYGUCAAGACUAACACGUUUGAGGUGACGUUGGAGCUUGGCUGUGAGAAGUUUCCAAAUGCCUCGUCGCUGUCMGAGUACUGGAAAGAGAAUAAAGAAGCUAUGUUAAGCUUUAUUGAACAGGCUGACUUAGGAAUUCGUGGGCUGGUAAAAGACGAACAAGGCAAACCUAUCGAAGGUGCCCGAAUCAGCAUCGCGAACCGUCGCAAAGACGUCUUCUCGUACAAAGAUGGCGACUAUUGGAGACUCUUGGUACCAGGCUCUUAUGAGGUAUCUGUGGUCGCGAAGGGGUAUGAACCCGAGACUAAAACAACRACUGUUUCUCCAAACAAAGCAACAGAACUUGACUUUGUUAUGAGGAAAAUACGACCGAGAAAACCUCGACAUAUCGAAGACAACGAGGACCCUCGUGGAAGCAUUCCCUUGAGGAGGUCAUUACGGGAUUAUUAUCGAGAAAGUGAGCAGUCAAAAGAGGACGAAGGAGAAAGCGAUUUCACACCAAAGCAAGAAACAGAAGAACUUGAGUGAAGUGACGUGAUAAAACAUAGUCUUCACUCCGCCAAGAAUUACCGAGUCACGUGGGAGAUUGGGCUGAAAGAAGCAUAUUAGAGAUUCAGCCGUGAAUGCGGUUUUAKAAACAAAUGGCCAUAUUGUACAGUUAGUGUAGAGUUUUGUACAUAUUUCCACACACAUCCAUUAAGGACUACAAAUUGUACAAAAGUGAUUUGUCACAGAAUGAGCGCGCUAAACCCAUGAAAUAGACUAUUACACACUAGAGGUACUAUUUAUUACCUAACUAUGUAUUUGACUAAGAAGGGUUUGUUUCAUUUAAUGUUAUUUUACUCUACAUAUUUCACGGAUUUAUUACGCUCACUCUACUCCUUUUCGAGAUUAGUAAAAUAAUUAAAUCUAAUUACGUCACACAAAGUAGGCAAAGCAUUCUGGUAGUUGUAGUUAAUGACGUCACCUUGUUAAUGCCAGUUAUUUCUGGGUCCAAUAAUGAUUGAAGUUUGACCCGUGAUUUAAAUUUAGGUUAUUAUAAAUUGCAAAUAGCAAGGAUCUGCAUGUCAAGACGUUGGCGUCUUUUUUGUAUCUACUGUUGAAUUCUUUUCAACAUUUGUUAUUAUUUUAUUCAGUUGUGAUAAUAAAUCAAAAUUGUA
This is a messenger RNA of Exaiptasia diaphana, 2284 nucleotides long. Its product is annotated as carboxypeptidase D. Gene Ontology annotation, biological process: proteolysis. Lineage: Eukaryota; Metazoa; Cnidaria; Anthozoa; Actiniaria; Aiptasiidae. The record is from RefSeq and is a predicted model, not a curated record. The transcript is spliced from 2 exons. The coding region runs from base 66 to 1652 and encodes 528 amino acids. Gene Ontology annotation, molecular function: zinc ion binding; metallocarboxypeptidase activity.